AUGCUAUGGCGAUUCUGGAGUCCAUUUCUCCUAAUUAGCUACUUAUUUACCUUUUCAUUAGCAGAGCAGAUCAAAUUUGACAUCUACGGCGAGGAAAACAGCAAUAACAACAGUCACAACUACGACAGUACCAACACACUUGCAUCACAAUACGCUACAUUAGCAGACAACUCCUUGCUAUGGGGCCCAUACAGAUCAUCCUUGUAUUUUGGCAUUCGUCCACGAAUUCCCAAAUCUUUGCUUUCUGGGUUAAUGUGGUUCCCCAUCACUGAUUAUCAAUCGAUUGGUAAAAUACGUCAUUUCUACGAGCAAUUUGAUCGUAUGGGGAAAGCCAAUUGGGUUUCAUAUGAUCCAAGAAUAGGUGGUCGGCAAUUGAUCCAAGACGAUGAGUCACAUUUCGAUAUCAUUAUCGAUUUCAUUAAAUCUCAAGAAGGAUUAUCUUGGGCAGUUAAAAUCAAGGCUGAGCCUCACAAGGGAUACGAAAACUCGAUAAUUUCCUUUGUGUGGUACUCGGGACUCGAAGGCGAGAAGGACCAAGUUGACGAAAUUACUGGUCAAAAAGAGAGAAGUGGACAUUUCCGAUUAGAUGCCAAUGCCAAGGAAGGAGGUUAUGACGGGGUAGUAAAAUUUAGUGGUAUUUCUGAAGAAUUGGGUGCAUUCACAUUGGACAUCAAUGAUGGACCCAAGAGCAAUAAACAUCCCAAGGGCAAACUGGGCGUCGAUAAGGAACUUGACCCGGCAUUGACUCAUCAUUUGAGUUUGACGGUGCCUGAUGGAAAUGUCUGGCAAGCUCGCGAUAUAUUUGUUACCAUAUUACAAGAUUCAGUGAAACUGAUUGCCGAUUCAAACAAUGGCCAAGUUGGCCAAUUGCCUCCGGAAAACCUCUUUAUUGUGCGAGACAUGUAUCAUUUCGAAGGUAAUUUGCAUUUUGUUCAAAAGAUAUAUCAAGGUGCUUGUGAAUUUGAUGUGAUUUAUUCAAAUGCAUACACUCCCAAAUCCAAUGCAUUGACAUUUGACAAUCUUCAAGGUCGAAUUGAUGCGAAUUUGCAAGAAUUGGAUAAGGUGUUUGCUGCUCAUUUCCAAAUCCAGCCUCCUUUCAAUACCAAAUCGUACUACAAAUUCGCCAAGGAAAUGCUUUCGGGUUUACUUGGUGGAAUCACCUACAUGUAUGGCGAUCACUUGGUUGAUAGAGAGACUGUAUUUGAUGAAGAUACAUUCGAGUCAUACCAGUUGAAAGGGUCAUUUGAAGGUCCAUAUGAACUAUUCACCUUGGUCCCAUCGCGUCCGUUUUUCCCUAGAGGUUUCUAUUGGGAUGAAGGGUUCCAUUUGUUGCCGUUGUUGAAUUACGACUCUGAUUUGGUUUUGGAUAUCGUCAAAUCAUGGUUCCAUUUGAUUGAUGAGGAUGGAUGGAUAGCUAGAGAACAAAUUUUGGGCACCGAGGCAAGAUCAAGGGUGCCCAAGGAAUUCCAAGUGCAGAGUCCUCAUAUUGUUAAUCCACCUACGUUGACAUUAGUUUUGAGCAAAUUGCUUGAUUUUGCCGCUGCCGCUGGAAAGUCGAACAAGCAGAGUGUGGACUCGUUCGGCGAUGUCAACGAGCCGGUGGAUGUAGAUGCCGAGGACCUAAGUGCGGUAAAUUCUAUCGAUGACGUACCGUUGGGAAAAUUUAUAUUGAACAACCCGGAAGUCUUACUCAACUAUACCAAGGAUGUCUUUCCUAAAUUGAAGUCCCAUUUUGAAAUGUUUCAAAGAACACAACAAGGCUAUGUCGCAAAUGAUGAUGAUGAUGAAGAAGCAGAAGAAGAAGAAGAGGAAGGGCGAUCUCGCGACUCGAUUAGAAAAAGACGUGUUUACCGUUGGAGAGGCAGCACUUUUACCCAUUGUUUGGCCAGUGGUAUCGAUGACUAUCCGCGCUCGUCCCCUCCCGAUAUUGCUGAUUUGAACAUUGACUUGAUUUCAUGGAUUGGCGUCAUGGCGCGAUCAUUGCGCCAGAUGGCGGAGAUUUUGGGCAAGGACGAUUCUGAAGUACAUGGGUUGAAGCAAUUUGAGCAAGAUGUUGUCGACAAUAUCCAGUUGAUUCAUUGGUCGGCCCAAGAUGAUGCUUAUUGCGAUGUUACUUUGAAUGAGGAUGAUGAGUUGGUGCACGUGUGUCAUAAGGGGUACGUGUCGCUACUCCCAUUCAUGACUAAGCUAAUCCCAGUUGAUGAUGUGACGAGGUUGGACAAGGUGAUCAAUUUGAUAACAGACCCUGAUGCGUUGUGGUCACCUUUUGGUAUCCGGUCGUUAUCCAAAUCAGAUGAAUUCUACAGGACGGGUGAAAAUUACUGGCGGUCGCCAAUUUGGAUCCACAUGAAUUACUUGAUCUUGCAAAAUAUCAAGGACUAUUAUCACGACUCAUCCAGUCAUAUGUCUGAUGAAUUGAAGAAGAAAUUCAGCGACGCGUACCUGAAUCUAAGACUCAAUUUGGUGAAAAACGUAUAUAAGCAAUGGCAAAAAACAGGGUUUGUGUGGGAACAAUACGAUGAAGAGACUGGAGAUGCCAAAGGCGCUAAAAACUUUUUGGGAUGGACAUCGACAAUCUUGUUGAUCAUGACCAUGCCGGAGAGGAUUUAA
Molecule: messenger RNA, 2610 nt
Organism: Lodderomyces theae
Lineage: Eukaryota; Fungi; Ascomycota; Pichiomycetes; Serinales; Debaryomycetaceae
Gene: CWH41
Product: Cwh41p
Exons: 1
Coding region: 1-2610 (869 amino acids)
Biological process (GO): protein N-linked glycosylation; oligosaccharide metabolic process
Cellular component (GO): endoplasmic reticulum membrane
Molecular function (GO): Glc3Man9GlcNAc2 oligosaccharide glucosidase activity
Source: RefSeq, a predicted model, not a curated record